AUGACUCCGCUUAACAAGUCAUCUGUAAGAGAGUUUGUAUUGACGGGAAUUACCAAUGACCUACAUUUACAACAUAUCCUAUUUCUUUUGUUUCUGCUGAUUUACCUUAUAAGUCUUAUUAGCAAUACAAGUAUCAUGGUAACAAUCCUGAUCAUAAAUGACCUUCAUAGUCCAAUGUAUUAUUUUCUCAGCAAUCUGUCCUUCUCAGAUCUUUGUUAUUCUACAGUAAUUUCCCCUAAAAUGUUGUUUGAUUUUUUUCUGGAAAAGAAGUUGAUCUCAUUUAUUGGCUGUGUACUUCAGUUGUAUUUCUUUGCAGUGUUUGCCACUACUGAAGGUUACAUUUUGUCUACUAUGGCCUAUGAUCGCUAUGUUGCAAUAUGUCACCCUCUUCUGUAUGUAUUAAUAAUGAAUAGAAGAAAAUGUGUGAUUCUAACUCUUAUUGUUUAUAUUGGUGGUUUAUGUACUGCGAGCAUCCAUACAUCAUGCACAUUCAUAUUGCCAUUUUGUGGACCUAAUGUCAUUAACCAUUUCUACUGUGACAUUCCUCCGCUCAUGGAGCUCUCUUGUGCUGAUACAUUCAUGAGCAAGACUAUUAUAUUUGGUGUAGUCCUUUGUCUUGGUCUUUUUUCAGUAAUUGUCGUACUAGCCUCAUAUAUUUAUAUAUUUUUCACUAUAUUGACAAUUCACUCAUCAGAAGGGAGGCACAAAGCAUUUUCUACAUGUUCUUCUCAUCUGCUUUGUGUCGCCUUAUUUUAUGGAACGGUUUUCUUCAUGUACCUCCGUCCAGCUUCUAAAUAUUCUGUCACACAAGACAAAAUAGUAUCUGUAUUCUACACAAUGAUUAUCCCUAUGAUGAACCCCAUAAUCUAUUGCUUACGAAACAAAGAAGUCAAAGAGGCCAUAAAAUCUUGCAUUAGAAGUUUACUAGUACACAAAUAA
Hyla sarda is the source of this 939-nucleotide messenger RNA. RefSeq names its product olfactory receptor 1002-like. The coding region runs from base 1 to 939 and encodes 312 amino acids. Gene Ontology annotation, cellular component: membrane. Gene Ontology annotation, molecular function: G protein-coupled receptor activity; olfactory receptor activity; odorant binding. The transcript has a single exon. Lineage: Eukaryota; Metazoa; Chordata; Amphibia; Anura; Hylidae. Gene Ontology annotation, biological process: G protein-coupled receptor signaling pathway; sensory perception of smell. The record is from RefSeq and is a predicted model, not a curated record.